Messenger RNA from Conger conger (European conger), 5348 nucleotides. Its product is annotated as TBC1 domain family member 2B-like. The transcript has 13 exons. NCBI's taxonomy places the organism in Eukaryota, Metazoa, Chordata, Actinopteri, Anguilliformes, Congridae. Bases 47 to 2878 code for a protein of 943 amino acids. The record is from RefSeq and is a predicted model, not a curated record.
ACCAGCGCUUUGCGCAACUGGAGUAGAAAAUAAGUUUUAAAGAAACAUGCACGGAGGGAAUGAGAGCGAAGCGAAUUCCCCUCAAAGCUCCACGAUUGCGGCUACGAAGUCGCCAGAGGCGCCCGACAUUGAGGGUGCAAGGGACGAGGGCUCUCAGCUAUGCGGUUAUCUCAAUAAGGUCGUGGGUAAAGGCCCACUAAGAGGUUUUAAAUCCCGGUGGUUUGUGUACGAUCCCAGGACGUGCUAUUUGUAUUACUUCAAGACUCCGCAAGACGCUCUGCCCCUGGGACACAUUGAAAUAGCCGAUGCCAGCUUCUGCUACGAUGUGGAAGGGGAGGAGGGACAGUUUGAGAUCCGCACUUCAGGAAAGGAAUUUUUGCUCAAGGCGCCGAGCGGGCAGGUGAUGCGGUACUGGCUGCAGCAGCUGCAGCAGAUGCGCUGGGAGUUCUGCACCGCCCGAGGGUCCGGCUGCCGGGAUAGCUGGAGUUCCCCCACCCUGCCCCACCCCCACAGCGGCCUGGUGGCUCGCAACGCUGAGGCCUUUGCCCUGGCCAAGCGCAGUGACACUGUGGAGAAGGUGGAGAAGGUGCGGAGCGACUUCGCCGUGGAGACCAGCGCGGAGGGGCAGGUGGGGGCGCACACCGCCCGGAGCCCCACCGCCAACCUCAAUCGCUCCUUCAAACAGUGGGGCACGGAGCUGAGAAACUCUUUUCGGCCGGGUCGCGGGGGCGAGUCGAAGAGCAGCGCCUCCUACCGGGUCCGCUCGGGCGACUGGGAGAUGGCGGCCACGGGCAUCCCGCAGGACGCCCCCAGGAAGACCCCCACAGAAACACACAAGAACUCCAGCGGCUCGGCGUUCACGUUCGACCUGGGCCGCGGGUCCCUGCGCCCGCGCCGCCCCUCCCUGCGGGACAGGACGGCGUUGGGGAGGCUGGGUCGCACCGCGGACGCGCCCCCGUCAGAGUGCAACGGCAGCAAGGUCUCCCAGACCGAGCUGCGCCUCCAGAGCCAGGAGGAGGAGCUCACACUGCUCCGCGAGGAAAUGGCCAGUUACAAGGAGCUGGUGCGGGUCCUACAGCAGAGCCUGAAGGCCUCGCAGAUGGAGAGGAGCCCUGCUGAUGCCACGCCCAGGGAUCUCAGCGACACGCCCCAGGACGUGUCCGGAGGGCCCCCGAACGUCACUGCGGACACGCCCGAGGAGGAUGAGCGGGCGCGGGCCCUCAGGGGCCAGCUGGAGAGGCUGGCGGCGGAGAAGGAGGGGCUGCAGGGCGAGGUGGUCGCUCUGCAGGGCAGGAUGGGGCAGAUCAGCGAGCAGCUGGCCAUGCUCCUGGACACCAUCCAGGACAAGGACCGCAUCAUCAUGCGGCUCUCCCAGCAGGGCGGCGCCAGCCCCGCGGCAGACUGCACCUCCCCCGCCUCCCUGGCCCCGGAGCCUCAGGAGCUGGACAAACUUAGGGAUAGUCUGCAGGGAUAUAAAUCACAGAAUAAGUUCCUGAACAAAGAGAUCCUGGAACUGUCCGUAUUACGCCGCAGUGCGGAGAGCAGAGAAAAGGUCUUGGAAGCCAAGUAUGUGUCUCUGGAGGCAAAGCUGUGCCAGGUGGAGAGUAAGUACCUGGUGCUGCUGCAGGAGGUGAAGAACCCUGUGUGCUCCUCGUCAGAGCAGAGUCCCGCGCGCGAGGUCAUCUGCAGGCUGCUGGAGGACGCCCUGCAGGUGGACAGCAGUGAGGAGGAGAACCCCAUCUUUAAACCUCACCCCGUCAGCGAGUACGAUGUGUACGGCUUCAAGACCGUUCCCGAGGACGACGAGGAGGAGAGGCUGAUGGCCAAGGCCCGGGCGCUGGACCUGCACUCCUUGUCCCUGACCAACCAGGAGGUGUCGGUGGGGGUGCGCUGGGAGAACUACCUGGCGGGCACGGUCACCCGGGAGAUGGCGCGGUCGCCGGAGCUGAAGGCGCUGAUGCGCAGCGGCGUGCCACACGAGCACCGCUCCAAGGUGUGGCGCUGGUGCGUGGCCUUGCACACCGGAAAGUUCCGGGAGGCCGUCCCGCCCGGCUACUACGAGGGCCUGCUGGCCAAGGCCCGGGAGAAGCAGAACCCCGCCUCCAAGCAGAUCGAGCUGGACCUCAUGCGCACGCUGCCCAACAACAAGCACUACUCAUGCCCCUCCUCCGAGGGCGUGCAGAAGCUCCGGAACAUUCUGCUGGCCUUCUCCUGGAGGAACCACGACAUCGGCUACUGCCAGGGCCUCAACAGGUUGGCAGCCAUCGCCCUUCUCUACCUGGAGGAGGAAAAUGCCUUCUGGUGCCUGGUGACCAUCGUAGAGGUGUUCAUGCCACGGGACUACUACACCAAGACUCUGCUGGGAUCACAGGUGGAUCAGCGGGUGCUGAAGGACCUGAUGACAGAGAAGCUUCCUCGUCUUCAUGCUCAUUUCGAGCUGCACAAGGUGGACUUCUCCCUCAUCACCUUCAACUGGUUCCUGGUGGUUUUUGUGGACAGCCUGGUCAGUGACAUCCUCUUCAAGAUCUGGGAUGCCUUUCUGUACGAGGGACCCAAGAUAAUAUUCCGCUUUGCCCUGGCCCUCUUCAAGUACAGUGAAGAGGAUUUUCUCCGACUGCAGGACCCGACCACCAUUUUCAAACACCUCCGCACCUUCACCCACGAUAUCCUGGAUUCCAGGAAGCUGAUGGCCCUGGCGUUCCAGGGCAUGAACCCGUUCCCCCUGAGGCUGAUCCAGAAUCGGCGAUCCUUCCACCUGGAGAGGGUCCGCCUGGAGCUCACCGAGCUGGAGAACAUUCGGCUGACCUUCCUGAGAGAGAGGGAGAGCACCACGCUCCACGACCGGGUUCCCCUCAGCGACGACGACGAGGACAACUAGCCACGGGCUAAUUCACUCUCAGACACGCCACUGGCAAAUAGGAAGUGUGGAGUGCUUUGUUCCGGCAUUUUCUCCAUUCAGUUGCCAAACAGCAGAUGGGCGAUUGGCUGGGUGUGUUGUGCAUGAGUGUGACCUACCUGAGCUGGAACCUGGCCCCGUUCUGGUCAUUUAGAUGUUUGUUAAUGACAAGAACCGCUAAACUAUCCACGUUUACAGUCCUUCUUGCGGAGUACAUCAGCAUUGCCACUUAUACUUUUUGCUUUUUUCUGCAUGUUCUAUCUUUUUUUUUUAUGGGGGCCUUGCGUUGCUGCCUGGGUGUGCCAGGGUAAGAGGUUUAUAAGACCAAAUUGAACUAUGCAGCUGAAAGUAAAAAUAAUUUGUAAUAUAAAUAAAUUGUUAUUUAGAUGAUGCUUUUAUCCAAAGUGACUUAUGGUCGAUUCGACUAAGCAGGGGGCAAUCCCCCCUAGAGCAAUGCAGGGUUAUGGGCCUUGGUCAAGGGCCCAACGGCUGUGAGGAUUCUUUUGUGGCUACACUGAGGCUUGAACCACCAACCUUCACCAGUAGGCUACAGGCUGCCCCCUAGAUUACGAUGGCGACUGUGGAAGUGUUUUAGAAUGAUAAGGUAUUAAUCAGCAUGAGCCUUUCAGACCAGAAGCAUAAAGUAUAGAUAGAAAUGAUUUGUUUCCUUUGGUACCCUAGUGUCAAAGAAACAGGGUUUUCAGGUUUGAUUGCUGGAAGGGGGGUUGGUAUGGUGUUGCGGCUGGGCCCUGCUCUUUUGUAGUGUACUUAUCUGAUCUGUUUCUGUUUCUUCAUCAAGAUAAACUUUGGAAUUGCAAGCAUAAGCAAGCCUGCACAAGCGACAGCAAUGCAAGUACACUGAAACGCAUGAGUUCUUCUGUGCUGCAGUUGCACACAUAUCGGUGAUGUGUUGGCAUCUAACCUCUUCUCCAUCCUUCCCUUAACUUCACAUGCGCACUUCUUUAAAUCAUCCACGUCUUUAUUUUUAUUUUUUUUGCACUUUAAGCUCUUUUUCACGGAUCUGUAGCCUACAGCCCUCUUCCCGAACCCUCCAUGCCGGCGGGAGAUGUCUCUGAAUCAUUCGGCACAGCUGGAAUCCGCUCACGAACACCGGAUGAGCCGAGAACAGGAAGAGCCACAAAGAAAACACGGCCUGGAUUCUGAGCUCAAAUAUAAAGACAAGGCCAAAUGCCAAGCGUCUGAGCUCAAGACAUUUAACGUUAACUGAACGGGUGUUGUGAAAAUGAUCCUGACAUUGUUGGUUUGACCUUUAAAUGCCAAUUUUUCCUUUCCCAUUUUAUCUUUUGAUGUCUGUCUGUCUGGCAGCUGGUUAUGUUUAAAAGUGAAAUUGAUCAUCCUCAGGUUUUGCAAACCCGUACUCUAGCCGGCCUUGUAGUCUGUACAUAGUCAGCCCCUUGCACUCAGCAUUUCCAGUAUGUCAAAAAUGUACAGGCGUCUCCAUAUUCCGAUGACCUUUGACCCCCUGGCAUCUACAGGCUCGGCUUCAGUGUCUCGGCUUUGUGGCUUUGCGAUCGCACGUCAGUUUGAGGUCCUUCUGUGUCUGAGAACGUUCCCUCGGCUCGCCUGCAGCCAUGGAAGACUCCGCGAUAAUGCUUUCUCUCGCUCUGUACCUGCUGGCCUCCAGGGGGAGUGUUUUUUUAUUUUUAUCCCUUGUUUAAGGAUAGUCUGGAUAUAAUAAAAGCGCAAUUGACACAGACCUUAAGCAGGACGGUUGUGUCUAAUGCCUUUGCGUUUCUGCUGGAAAUGUGAAUGUCGUUAUAUCACCGGACGUUAUUAUGCGUCUGAGCGAGGCUGUUAAAUGCAGGGCUCUAGUGGAAGUGAGUGCGAGGCUGGAGAGCGAAAGGACUCAGUCCUGAGAGGAGGGUAAGAGUCUUUUAAAAUCCUCGUUUGGUUUACUUAGUUCUUCUUUUUUUUUUACGCUUAGAAAUUCUCCUGGAAUCGCAAAUGAGUGUUUCUUGUUACUUUUAUGUAAUCGCCAUAUGGCUUUGUCAUAAACGUACAGAGAACAGUUGCCAAAGUAUUAUGUGGUGCAAUGGAUAUUACCAUGACGAACCUGAUCAUAGUGCACCUUUUGCCAUUUAAUUAAUGUUGAAUUGUCAGUCUUGCAAAUUGGGACACACUGGCAUUUCAAGUCAUGGAAUCUUGCACUUCAGAUGUAUAUAAGGGCAUCUCUGACAAUCUUUGUUAAAAUUGUAGGUUUUCAUUGACCUGGUUCGACCCAUUCCCUGCUGAGAUUUAGAAAAGCUGAUUAUAUGAGUGGGAAUUCCACUCACACAGUAGGGCUACUGAAUUGCCCCAAUGAAUUAAGGUCAGACACACUCGUAAUUCCUUUUCUCUCAUAUCAGAUCUUUUUCUGUUCGAUAUUGACCUACCAUCAACACGCUGUAUGUUUUUUUUUAUUUCUUAUAAAUGCUGUUACCAAAACUCAAAA